This is a messenger RNA of Brienomyrus brachyistius, 2280 nucleotides long. It is a transcript of the gene c22h17orf75, whose product is annotated as chromosome 22 C17orf75 homolog. The transcript has 10 exons. Gene Ontology annotation, cellular component: trans-Golgi network. The record is from RefSeq and is a predicted model, not a curated record. NCBI's taxonomy places the organism in Eukaryota, Metazoa, Chordata, Actinopteri, Osteoglossiformes, Mormyridae. Bases 83 to 1234 code for a protein of 383 amino acids.
AGAGGGCACAGAUGAUCAUACGUCGCCAGUUAACGUCUCUGAGCAGUAACUACAAUACAGUAAUUAUUCUUCACUGACAAAAAUGUUUACUUCGCAGACGUCUUCUUUUCAAGACUCAAUCGACGUGGAAGAAAAGGAAACGGAUUUUGACAAUGAAGAAAUAUCACAACAAAUAAACUGUUAUUAUGCCGUCUAUUUUUAUGAAACCACAAGAUCGGAGUCGGCAGAAGAGAACGAGACCAAGAGCCACCGAAGGACAGAGUCCACGACGAGCCAGGAUGACGGCAGUCUCUCCCUUGUGGAUACCAGUUUGCCUUCAGAAGCUGAGCCUGAGCUACGCAGCUAUAUCUCCAGGCGGCUGAGCAAGGGCGCCCUUCUCGGAGGGAUGGGCAACAUUGCCACAGUGGAGCUCAGUGUGCCGGAGGAGGCGGUGGGCUGUUACUGCUGCCUCCUGGAGCAAGGCGAGGGGCAGGACGGCGACGGCUACGUGGUCUGCUUGCUGGGGGGGUGCGAGAAGGGCCUUAAUUUAUUCAGACUAGAGCUGGACAAGUAUGUGCAAGGGCUACAAAGCAACCUGAGCUCUGAGCUGCAGAAUCUGGAGACGGAGAUCAGGCCCUACCUCAGCCGCUGGUAUGAGGAGUCCGUCAUGCACAUUCACAGGGUGGUGCAGCUGAUGCAGGGGGAGGUGGCCUAUCUGCUCCAUGCCGCACUGAGUCACACAAACGUGGAUGUCAUAGAUGCGGACGAGAGAACCAAGGCGGACAUCACCAGGUUCAUCAAGGCAGCCAGUCUGCAGGGCCUGGCCCCAGAAGAGGCCACCACUGCCUCCCUCUGCAAGGCCGCCCCGGCGGAGCUGCGGUCCAACCUGCUGGUAGACUGCUCUCGCACCCCCCCUCUUUUCACCAACGCAGUCAGCAACCGCUUCUGCGACGACUGGAUCCAGGCGUUCCUGAAUGCGGCGGAGCGCAGCAACCCCUUCCUGCUGCGACAGAUCCUGGAGAACUUCAAGCUGAAGGCCAUCCAGGACAUGAACAACCUGAAGCGAUUCAUCCGCCAGGCUGAGAUGAGCCACUACGCCCUGUUCCGCUGCUGUCUAUUCCUGCAGGCCUGCGGCAACGGGGACGUGCUGCUGCGCAACGCACGUGCCGAGCACAGCGGCCUGCCCGAGGCCUGUGACAUCAUUCGCGUGCUGGAGGAGUUCCUGUGCGAGCAGGCACAGGGCGCCCCCUACUGAGCGGCCAGGGGAAGCACAUUUUAUCGGCACAUCCCAGCACCGGGGAACUGCUGCAUUCCCCACAAUAUCUCAGUAAAAUAUGUAUAUAUUUAUUUGUGUAUUUAAGGUUGAAGAGAUUGCCGUGUGUGUAAUCUAAAUUAAUCUGACACUGACAAGAUGGUGACUCUCACUACAGCAUGUAACCGUGUUCCGCAGCAAAAAGAGAGGCAGCCCAGGCGUCUCUUGCUCUUGGUAAAAAUGCUUCUGCACAGACAGGUUGGCCCAGUCCACCAGAAACCGGAACAUUCUGUCACUAAGUUACAACGUUCCAUUUUACUGCAGUUCGCCAAAUCGCAUAUAAAGACUGAUCGACUUCACAUGGUCCUGGGCAAUAGUUCCUCAGGGGGGCAUUAUUCUGAUUUUUAUCAUUAUUAACUUUCUUGGUUUUGUGUGCAAAAUAAAUGUGACAACACAACCUUUCACGUGUAAAAUAUCUGUAUUGUAGCAAAUCAUCCCUUAAUAUGAAAUCUAUAGACAAAGGUAUAUUGUACUUGAAAUAUACACACACAGACACACCUGUGAGGGCACAUGUAAUGUGAUCCCUGUGGCAGGGAUUCCUUGGCUUGCUUGUAUUCAGUUGUGAUUUAUCGUUGUAUAUAAAUGUUGCACACAUGCUGUACAGAUCUGGCUGUGAAAUGCUUGUACUUUAUUUACAGGAAGUCCUGUGCACUACAGUUUUCUCUCUGAAGGAAUAAUGAAGCUGUUGUAUAUUAUAGGAGCAGGAACCGUAUAAAAACCCACAGUUUCACGAUUACUGAAAGGUUUACGUUUACAGCAUUUAAUUUGGCGUGAUUUGUCUUCCCUGUGGUGAUUUAAUUUACAUGUGGCUCUCCUCCACUAGUGGGGAAUGUUUAGAUGUGAAGCCCUGUGACAUGUUCUUGGGGGGGAGACGCAGAAUCUCCAACAGCAGCACAAAGCCCCCAGCGUGCCCUCCGCACCUCCUCUGCUUCCCGUUCGUUUGUGUCGCCUUGUCACUCAUGAAGGAACAGUAAUAAAAAUUAACCAUC